AUAGCUAAAAUUGGAAAUGUUGACCCCUUUGAAUUAAGAAAUUGGAGCAGAGACCCUGAACAUUUGCCUCCACUGACAUUCCCAGACAUAUUUGCAUACCUGGUCUGUGGUGUCAGUGUUUACACCGCAAGUAAUUUUAAGAAUUACAAGUCAAUGGAAGCGCAUGUCCAAUUUGCGAAUGGCUGGGUACACGAUUUGGACAUUUUUAACCCCUUGGAUUGUGAAUACGUUGUGGUUCGAACAAAGGUUAUGCACUCUCUGACUCUCUGAGCCGCCAUUAACACCGUGGGUCAUGCUGAGCGACACUGGCACAGUUGAGUGUGCACACUGCACCUGCAUGGCAGGGGUAGCCGAGACCUGCACUCAUAUCGGUGCCCUACUUUUUAAGCUGGAAGCAACAGUGAGGAUAGGAGGCAGAAAAACUGUUACAGAUGAGCCAGCAUACUGGGUAUUACCUGGCAAUCUGACUAAGAUUCAUCCAGAAGUCGGCCAUAAAAUUGACUAUAGUACUUCAGCUUCUCAAAAGAAGACACUUGACCAAAAAAUCCACACAAAAGUCCAAACAACAGCCAGAAGAAGCCAUCCACAAAAAAGAAAAACCCCACCAGCAAAUCUGGAAGAUUUGGCUCCUCUGCUUGACACGCUACUAGAGCACAGCAAGGCUGUUGGUUUAUCAGGAAUGGAGAAAUAUUACACACAAUUCACCCACACUGAGCAGAUCGUACCUCAGUCACUUGCAUCUCUGCACAACAAAAACAUAGAGUCCAAUGACCUGUCAGCUAUUUUGCUGUGCUGUGAAAAAUACAAAGAUGCUGCAGUAGUGACAGAUGAGCAGGCAGAAACCAUUGAAAAGCACACGAGACUGCAGCACAAGUGUUCUGCCUGGUAUGAAUAUAGAGCUGGACGAAUUACAGCUUCCAGAAUGCAUGCUGUAUUUGCCACUAGUUUGGAAAGCCCAGCACUGACAGUUGUUAAACAGGUGUGUAACCGAGGCAACACAUUGUCUACAGUGCAAACAAGGUGGCGUGUGAAGCAUGAGGGUGAUGCACAAAAAGCCUACAUUAAAAUUACAGCGAGCAGUCACAAAAAUCUACAAGUUAAACCAUGCGGUUUCAUCAUAAACACCAACUUCCCUGAAGUCGGAGCAUCUCCUGAUGGACUCACGAUGUGUGAUUGCUGUGGGAAUGAAUGCCUUGAGAUAAGGUGCCCUUUCAAAUAUAGGACAUGUCGCAUCCAGCAGGCCGUGGAUGCAAAUGACAAAAACGUUUGCCUACAGUUGUCUGGCAAUGAACUUCACCUGAAGAAACAACAUCCAUACUACACACAGGCACAAACUGAGAUCUUUGUUACAAAAUCAAGCUACUGUGACCUUGUUGUGUGGACCCAGAAAGACAUGGCUGUGGUCCGUGUCUUUCCAGAUCAGAAAUUCUGGGAACCACACCUCCAAAAAGCACAAAGUUUCUUUAAAAAUAUUUGUCUCCCUGAGCUUGUCGGUAGAUAUUUCUCAGAGCACGCCUGUACCCCAGCUUCGAGGGAGACAUAACUGGGUAAAAAGUAAUCGAACAGCAUGUAAAUUGUGCUGUGCGACUUAUAUUUGCACUACUUAUUUUUGUGAAGCAAUUUCCCCUAUAUAAGGUAUUACCUCAGAUGAUGUUCAUCACGUUUACAUAAAAUGUUUUCUUUGAAGUGUUUAAUUACAUUAAAUGAUUUCUUAGAAAUAGGAUAUAUUUCAUUACAUAUUUACUCGUUACCUGAAAUGUUAUGCAUCAAAUGUUUAGU
This is a messenger RNA of Girardinichthys multiradiatus, 1779 nucleotides long. RefSeq lists its product as uncharacterized. The coding region runs from base 293 to 1543 and encodes 416 amino acids. NCBI's taxonomy places the organism in Eukaryota, Metazoa, Chordata, Actinopteri, Cyprinodontiformes, Goodeidae. The transcript has 2 exons. The record is from RefSeq and is a predicted model, not a curated record.